This is a messenger RNA of Lactuca saligna, 3334 nucleotides long. NCBI's taxonomy places the organism in Eukaryota, Viridiplantae, Streptophyta, Magnoliopsida, Asterales, Asteraceae. The record is from the annotation of a GenBank genome assembly.
CAUAUCAAAUUUGAUUAAAAGAACUCUAACAAAAAGGAAAAUUAGAUACAUGCUUCCAUUGUAAUUUUAAUUUUUUAUAAGACACGUAUGGUUGGUUUCAAGUUGAUACCAAAAACUCUAUCUGGUUCCGUCAGCAAAAACACUCAUAAAUUUAUGUGGGGAAAACUACAAUAAAGUCCCUAAGUAUUGCCCGUAUAAUCGAUUUAGCCCUUAUAUAUAUAUAUAUAUAUAUAUAUAUUUUUGCAAUUUAGUCCUAAAUACCUGUAAACGUAAUCAAAACGAGAUAUUUAAUAGGUUAGCCGGUAUCCCACCUUACGUGUACAAGUGAGUUUUACCCUUCCAUUUCCACUGCAUUCGACGUCUGGUAAAUCGAUUGAGAGAAAAAGAUAGGGUUUUUACAGAGUGAUACACGAAAGAAGUAAGGUUUUACUGAGAGAAACGAAGGUAAAACCCAAUGGUUGUCGAAUCAGAAGAAGUUCGCCAUGAGUCAUCUGAAGAAUACGACUCUGAAGAAUACGAAGAUGAUGACGAGGUGCUCGAUACUGAGCACAUAGAUGUGGAACUGGAAGAAGAUGAUUUCAAGACACAGGGUAAAGAGAGAUGCAAGGAUGCUUUCCUUAACUUCAGUUCUGAUUAUGAAGAUAAUGAAGCCGAUGAAGACAAUGACUUAGUUGAUGAAGAUGAAGAAGGGUUUGGUUCAGAAGAGGAAAUCGAUGACACAGCAGGGGCUAAUGAUCUUGAUUUGGGAGAUGCGGUUGGUGCAGGCUUCCCCAUUCACGACCCAUCAGUUAAGUGGAAUAAGAUGAAGCCCCUUCUUGGUGAAAGGUAUGAAUCACCACAUCAGUUGCAACAAUGUCUCACUAAUUAUGCUAUUAAGUCAGGGUAUAACAUUAAAUUUGCGAAGUGUGACACUGUGAGAUUAACUGCCAAAUGUGGUUCUAAGAUGAAGUCUCAACCCUGCCCAUUCAGAGUUCAUGCUUCCUGGAUGACUCAAGAAAGGUCUUUUCAGAUUAAAACCUUAGUCGAUGAGCACAAAUGUGUUAGAAAUUUCAAUAUUUCAAAUUUACUGAGUCCCAGAUGGCUAGCAAGACACUUUUUGAAGGAGUUGAUAAUGAAACCUAACUUGAAGUGUAAGGAGAUGCAAUCAAUAAUUAGGACCAAAUUUCAUUGUGGUGUAUCUUGGUCUAAGGCUUACAGAACAAGGUGUAGAGCAAUGACCAUUAUAGAUGGUAAACUUACAGAACAUUAUGCUAGGGUGUGGGACUAUUGCCAUGAGUUACUAAGGUCAAAUCCUGGUAGCACUGUCCAAGUUGGUGUCACUGUAAAUCCAGAUCAAACAACAUACUUUCACAGGAUGUAUUUGUGUUUUAAAGCAAUCAAGGAAGGUUGGAAAAUAGGGUGCCGUAGGGUAAUUGGUCUAGAUGGAUCUUUCUUGAAAGGGACAUGUAAAGGAGAAUUACUCACAGCAAUAGGGAGGGAUGCAAACAACCAAGUUUAUCCAAUUGCUUGGGCAGUUGUUGACAUUGAAAACAAAGCUAAUUGGAAAUGGUUUUUGGAACUGCUCACAGAGGAUCUUAAUCUGCUAGAUGGAGGAGGGUUUACUGUAAUUUCUGAUCAACAUAAGGGAUUGCUUGAAGCAACCAAAGAAGUCCUACCAAAUGUGGAGCAUAGACAGUGUGCAAGACACAUAUAUGCUAACUUUAGGAAGACCUAUUCUGGAGUGGAGUUCAAGAAUAUGUUCUGGGCAGCUUCCUUAUCAACUGUAGAGAGUGAAUUUCUCAGGAAAAUGGAUGAUAUAAAAGAGGUUAAUCCAAAUGCUUAUGAACAUUUGAUCGCAAGAGAUCCUCACACAUGGUGCAGGGCAUUUUUUAGGACUGAUGUAGCAUGUGAGGCAGUUGAAAAUGGCAUUGCAGAGUGCUUCAACGCCAUCAUAUUGGAUGCUAGAAAGAAACCCCUUCUAGCAAUGUUUGAAGAAAUUAGGUUGUACAUGAUGGAUAGGUUCUACCAUAUGUUACAAAAGGCAGAAAAGUGGGAAUCAGUGGUUUGUCCAGCUGCUAUCAAAAAAAUGAACAAGUUUGGAGAGGAUUUGAGGAAUUGGAAUGUGAAUCCAAGUGGACCAUCUAUUUUUGAAGCCAGGAAUGGAUUAGAAGGGUACGUGGUUAACUUACAAAGCAGAGUGUGCAGCUGUAGGCUUUGGGAUAUCUCAGGAAUUCCAUGUGUACAUGCACAGUGUGCAAUAUUAUUCACUGGACAAGAUCCUGUUCAUUUCAUAAGUGAGUGGUUUCAUGUGGACAGGUUCAAGGCCAUAUAUGCAAACAAUAUACUACCUGUGAAUGGUAGAAAUUUAUGGCCUAGAACAUCAUACAUAAAGCCUCUACCCCCUUUAGCUAGAAGAAUGCCAGGGAGACCAACUCUGAAAAGAAAGAGGCAUGCCACUGAAUCUCAAGACAAAUACUCCCAAAAUAAGAUGAAGGUUACAGGAAAAGGAAGGACUGUCCAAUGCAAAAAUUGUCUUCAAAGGGGUCAUAACAAGGCAUCCUGUAAGAAUCCCAAGGUCACACCAGAACCCAAACCCAAGAAAAAAAUGGGUAGACCAAGAUUGGAUCCUGAUAUCAGUCAUUGGACUAGAGGUGGUGUAAGAGGUGGUGUCAGAGGUAGUAGAGGUGGUGCAAGGGGUAGUAGAGGUGGUAGAGGGGGUAACAGAGGUGGUGCAGUGGGUAACACAGGUGAUGUAGUGGCUAACAGAGGUGGUAGGGGUACUGAAGUGAAGGCAAUGCAAGAUUUGAAACUAUCACGGUAUUCAACUGAAGAAAUUAAAAAGUCACUUAGUCUGACAGAUUCACAUAUGAAACAACUCAAUGAUUACAAUGACACUAUUGAACAAGUUCUUCCUAUGUCUAUGGAAGAGGAGUAUCCACCUCAGACAGAGACACAAGAUGGGGAUGAAGAAAAUAUCCCUGAGACACAACCAGAAAGUGAGGAAGAAGAAGAAGGCAUUAAUGACACCCAUGAAUUACCAGUACACCUUAGGAUUGUGAAAAAAAGAAGGCCCUCUGAGAGGAUUGUUAAAACCAAGCUGAAGAAGAUGGGAUGUGUUGGGACUUCUUCAAAUUCACCAUUGGAGUUGGAUUAGGGUGUUAGGGUGUUAAGGGUAGUAAGGGUAUUUUGGUACAUCUUUUGUGAAUGCUACUUUUGUGCAUCUUUUGUGAAUGCUACUUUUGUAUAUCUUUUGUGAAUGCCCUUAAAUUACUGAUAACCAUAUUUUGUACAUCUUUUGUAAACACAUUGAAACAUUGUGAAUGCCCUUAACAUGGUUGGUAAUGACAUAUUGGAG